Molecule: messenger RNA, 2151 nt
Organism: Pocillopora damicornis (cauliflower coral)
Lineage: Eukaryota; Metazoa; Cnidaria; Anthozoa; Scleractinia; Pocilloporidae
Product: histamine H2 receptor
Biological process (GO): G protein-coupled receptor signaling pathway
Cellular component (GO): membrane
Molecular function (GO): G protein-coupled receptor activity
Source: RefSeq, a predicted model, not a curated record
AUAAAUUUUUCAGUCGUAACUGAAUAGUUCUUAUUUAACGUGACUUUAAGUGACCAUAAAAUUGAACUUGUUUUGCAAUCUUAAUUUGACAUUUGCAAUGCACGCGCUGUAAGGCACACCCUGCUCGAAGAGAAGUCUGGGGAAAGUGCAAGCGAUAACCGUGACGGUACAUGUAGUCCAGGUUGUUAUUGAAAACCUGAUAAACGCUCGUAAUCAAUGUUUAGCCGGAAAGUAAUUUGCACUUGAACGUUAUCUUAUCGUGAUCGAAAAAAAAAAAAACUUAUCACCACGGUAGUCAAGACAUUGCAUUUUUAGUAAUUUUGACAAUUAAAUGCAUCGCUUCACUCGUUCAAUUUACGGUCGUUUGAUUAAGUUAUUUCUUAUUACAGAUUUUGCUCUGCGUUCAGGGAGCCAGUUUUACUUUGAGCUUUUAACUUUCGUUAACAUUUGUUUUUUGAGGUUAGUAUUAAUUUGAAAUAGGUAGUGUCAACAUCGGCAAAACUGCUUCGGACAAAGGAAUAUAAGGCAAAAAUACUCCUAUCGCCGGGAUGGGUUGGUUAAAAAUUUAUUACAGAGGUCGAUCCGAAUGUCGAUUAAGUAGAACUUAUCGAUAUUUGCGGUAGCAUAUUAUCAAGAGUCUGUCCAAGACAAAAAAAACCUAAGUGGCUUUUCAAAAGCGAUGGGAUUAUAAAAUAUUACGAGACUGAGGUGUGAAAAGCUGCAAGAGAACUAUUGUUUCAUAACAAAAAAUAUAUGUGACAGACUUUUACUUAAAGACUCAAAUGCCAUCAAUCAAGCAUCAAAGACAUAACUGAGACACAUUUCCGUUUAAAUCAUUAACUUUUCAAUAUCUGGAAACGUGGCUGAACAUUGGAAACUGUAUUAAUUGGAAAUCACCCGAUUCAUAAUAUUAUCGUUAAUCAAGGACUUUUUGUCGGGUCUCUUUAGCAAAUUCACCGCGAAAUAUUAGUCGUUAUUAACCUCGAUUAUAAAAACGAUUGUUUACCUAAGAGUCUGCUCCUCAGCGCCGAAAGGUCAUUGGUGGCUUCGCUUUAAAAAGAACUGAAAGAUUGCUUGUUAGCAAGUAUUACCUGGACUUGACGCGCGCGUGUAAGUUGGAUGUGAUGGAGUCGAACAACUCCUCUUCGGUGGAAAGUGGCGGCGACUUACCACCAGAGAGUUACUUCGACGUCAGUUACGACUCUUGUUUAAUCAGUCUUAGCGUCCUCAUCAUCGCCAUCAACCUGUUAGUGCUUGUGUUGUUCGUCAGAAGAAGACCUCUACGGACGAAAACGAACUUACUGCUGGUAAGUUUAAGCGUUUCUGAUCUAAUGAUGGGUCUUCUUGGGAUCCCAAUGAACACCGCUUGCAAUGCACUGGUCGGCUAUAAGAAUUUCUCAGGACUGUGCAUAACAUCAGCAGCUGUUUACAGGUUUAUUGCUGUAUCCACUAUAUUUCAUAUCCUUAUAAUUACCGGCGAAAGGUACGUUUCUGUGAUCUAUCCGUUUAGAUACAUGACUAUUGUGACCAAAAGAAGAACAGUUACCCUCAUAACCUCCGUGUGGUUCUUUUCCCUGUUCAUGGCGCUGAUACAACUUGCGUGGCAAGAACUAGACAACUUCACGUCUCGAAAUCCUACCAAACUUCGUUGGGGUCUGAUCUACAACAUGAUUGGAAUCGUUGUCUGUUUGUUGAUACCUUUAGCGCUCAUGUUGUUUUUUUACAUCCGAAUGUUUAAUGUGAUUCAUCAUCAAGCAAAACAAAUUAGGAAGCUGGAAACUUUUCAUGAGUUUCGCAGCCGAGGCAAACAUUUAGUAACUGAAAAGCGAGCCAUAUCUAUCUUCGCUCUGAUGUUGGGAAUAUUUACGUGCUGCUGGUCCACUUGGUACAUAAGCCUGCUACAAGACUACCUCGGCACAGAUGUGUUCUACGCCAUACCGCCAGUAUGGCUGCUGGUCUUUGACUUUUUGCGAUUCUCUACUUCACUAGUUAAUCCGAUGUUGUAUACGUUCCUGAAACAAGAUUUUCGUCGUGAGUUGUGUUUGAUGAUUCCGUGUUUCAAGAAGAAGAGGAAGAAGAACGAGCGGUGUGAUCAAAGUACAAUAAUGGAAUCGCUAGUGUAACAGAGAUUAAAAAAAAAAAAAAAAAAAA